AUGGACUCCUUGCUCAAGAAGGCCUUCACUGCUGAGGAUGCACGUGCAAAUGCAGAUGAGGAUGACACCGAAGGUACGGCACUGAAUUCGGGCCUCUCAGUGCAUAUCCCCAUUCUUGCCGCCGUUUUCUCCUUUUUCGCUGGCUCAGCCUUCAACGCGGCCGUCCGCGAUACCCCCCUCGCCAUGCGGUGCGGCCAGUUCGACUCUCUCAUUCCCCUUGGCUCUGAACGUCAUCUCAUUGCCGUUGUCUCCUUGCUCACUGUUGUCUCCUUGCUCACCGUUGUCUCCCCGCUCACCAUUGUCUCCCUGCUUCCCGUUAUCUCCUUGUCCGCCGCUUUCUCCAGGCCCACCGCCCUCCACAUUGCAAACUGCCUCCACAACGCCACGAUGCACCUCAGAAGGUUGCGUACUGUCUCAUCCCAACACGUACCUGGCCGAGCUACCCUCCCAGCGAAAUGCGGGGCCGACUGCCAGAGGACCACCGCCUUCGCAGUGCUUGAGACAUUGCACACCAUCGGAAAGAUGCCACGCCAAGGCUGGGAAGAAGAAGCAUAUCGCCCGCAAGCGGGAGAUGCAAAGGCAGGGCGAGAGCAUGACGCACUAUCGCCUGCGCUCCUCAACCUCUGA
Molecule: messenger RNA, 627 nt
Organism: Sparassis crispa
Lineage: Eukaryota; Fungi; Basidiomycota; Agaricomycetes; Polyporales; Sparassidaceae
Exons: 2
Coding region: 1-627 (208 amino acids)
Source: RefSeq, a predicted model, not a curated record